CAAUUUCGUCUUUUGAAAUUUUGUCUUUUUCCUUUUUUAUUUUCAUGAAAAAGAAAAACUGCAAAAAGGAGAAACAUAGAGUCACCACCCCCAUUGCCGGUGGGGCGGCGGCAAAGGUUGGUGACUUUCACCAUCUAGAGGCAAGGUCGUUGUUUAGGCGUCGGCAAUUUCGUCUUUUGAAAUUAAUAUAAUGUUUUUAUUUUUUUAAAAAAAGAUCUAUUUUAAAUUCUUAUUUUGAUAUUUCGAAUAUUUCACAAUAAAAAUGAUAAAAGAAAAAAGAAUCCAAUAAUCAUAACUAAAAGGUAAUUGAUCUGGUUACAUUAGCGGCAAAUUUGGAGGAGGAAAGCUUCAAUGCCAUCAAGCCGUCGCUGUUGCCACGUCCACGUGGCGCGAUCUCAAAGGGGCCUGUCCUCCAUCGGCGCGGCAGCAACACGAGUCAGGUACGACCAUUCGGUUGCAGCCUUGCAGGGGAGUGCAGAGAACGUCGCGCUUCGUCGUCUUCGUCUCCAUCUUCUUCGUCUUCUUCGUCUCCCGCAGCGCCGCGACUCUCUCUCUCUCUCUCUCUCUUCCUCCUCCGUCCUUCCUGGAAACCCUCGAGAGAGGUCGAGGAUCGGGCAGGACGACGGUUGUAGCUGCCGGGGUGAGGGAGGCGGGAGAGCGGGGGGCUCUACCUCUGUUAUGCUGCAUUGCCUCCGCUCCCUCAGGCAACCUUCCGCGCCUUUUUGGCUUUUUCCGACUUUCUUGCGGGGAACGUGUCGGUUGAGCUUCGAUCGGCAGCCGGUGUUUGCUCGUUUCUCCUAUCGCCGGAGCUGGAGCUGGGAGUCGGUUGGCGAGGACGUUACGCACGCCGGAAAGGGGUUGGCUGGCUUCUUACCCGCUUCUGCCGACCCGCGUUCGAGCCCUGCUUAAGCGAUCAUUUUAUCAGCUAAUUCGCGUAAUGUUCUCGUGUUUACGAUAUCGUGGUGACGCGUGUUCGUUUGGUUUGUGGGAUAACGAAAAGACGGGAAAGAAUUGUUAGUAGGGGAAAGGGAAAAUCACGAAAAAUAUGAUCUUUUCUGAAAUCGUGCAUGCAGUUUUGAACCUCUACAGUCAAAUGUGUUGAGGGGGCGAUGGUUGUUUCCUCUGCGUGUGAUCUUUGUUACCGCUCUUCUUCUUUGCACCAUGACAGGUUUCGGGCUGGCUAAAGGAUGGAGCCAAGCCAGAAUUGCGGGAGCAUCAGGAAGAGGCCUGCGGAGCAGGCGAUGAAUGAUGGUGAUAUCGACAGGAUAUAUAGAUUCACCAUAUUGUUGCCUAAUGGGACUACCCUGGGAAUCGCGUUAAGGGAACCCAACCCGACGAUGGCCUCCGGAGAUUUCAUGCUGAUGGCCAAAGAAAGGUACAAUCGAGCCAAAGCGCAAGAUCCAUCGCUAAGGUCCAAGCGUCCCAUCGCAUGGGAGAGUAAUGAGUUGCAUCUCGAAGAUGCAAAUGGCAACCGGAUCAAAAGUCGAAUUAUUUUCGACAACUUUAAGCCUCACAAGCGCCACAUCUUGCGUUUUCACGAUGGCUCUGGCAACACAACUGAUACUUUUGAGAAUAUGUGGGAUUUAACGCCUGACACGGAAUUGUUGAAGGAGCUACCUGAAGAAUAUACUUUUGAAACUGCUCUUGCAGAUUUGAUAGAUAAUUCCUUGCAAGCUGUAUGGGCUAAUCCCCUGAAAUCUAAAAGAUUGAUUAGCUUGGAUAUAUCUGAUGAAAAGAUCUCCAUCUUUGACACUGGCCCUGGAAUGGAUGACAGUGAUGAGAACUCUAUAGCAAAGUGGGGAAAGAUGGGUGCCUCACUUCACAGAAAGUACAGAGUUAAGGCAGUAGGUGGAAAACCUCCGUAUCUAAUGCCUUUCUUUGGCUUGUUUGGAUUUGGAGGACCAAUUGCCUCUAUGCAUUUGGGAAGGCAUGCCAUGGUUUCUUCCAAGACUAUGCAAUCUAAAAGAGUAUACAUGUUACAUCUGAAGAGAGAAGCUCUAUUGAGCAGAUCUGGUUCUCAACACUCUUGGAAAACUGAUGGUGGCGUCAGGGUUCCUUUAGAAAAUGAAAGCGCAAGAGCACCUCAAGGAAGCUUCACGAAGGUUGAGAUUUUCAAGCCUAGAAUGAAAAACGUGAAUCUAUAUCAACUCUCGUGCAAGCUGAAGGACAUCUAUUUCCCAUACGUUCAGAUUUUUCAGACAGAUCUGCGUUAUGUCAUCUUCGUUGCCUGGACUUGUGGUGGUGGAAAGUUUAAGUACUGCAGAAAUUGGAGUAAAUCAAACACUGCUGUUGAUUUUGCCAAAUAGACGGUAUCAUAAUUACUGUGUUGCUCCUAUGAAAAGUUACUGCUAUGGCACAUGCAAUAAUGCUAUAAUGCCAUCACUGCACAAUGUUCAUAAAUGCUGCUACUGACCACAAAGUUGGGUUCAGUUAGCAUUGUGGCCAAUGUGGGGUAUGGCUUUGGUCAAUAUUUUUGAGAGUAUUACUCCUGGCUAUGAUUUAAAACUAUGCUAAUGAGUUCUCCCUUCUGGCGAAUUCAUAACUGUUACUGACUUUCUGGAUUACUGGGGAUAUCAAGGUAGAGCAAUGUCUAAGAUAGCAAGUAGUAGGUAAAAUGGUUUUUCAGAGUUAUGCAAGUUUGCUUCUUCUUUGUAAGGAUUACAUAGGAUGCCUGAAUUUGAUUUAUAUCUAAUUAAUUUGAAUGU
Eucalyptus grandis is the source of this 2705-nucleotide messenger RNA. Its product is annotated as structural maintenance of chromosomes flexible hinge domain-containing protein GMI1. The transcript is spliced from 11 exons. NCBI's taxonomy places the organism in Eukaryota, Viridiplantae, Streptophyta, Magnoliopsida, Myrtales, Myrtaceae. The record is from RefSeq and is a predicted model, not a curated record. The coding region runs from base 1188 to 2306 and encodes 372 amino acids.